This is a messenger RNA of Ahaetulla prasina, 1243 nucleotides long. RefSeq names its product interferon-stimulated 20 kDa exonuclease-like 2. Gene Ontology annotation, cellular component: nucleus. Bases 101 to 1144 code for a protein of 347 amino acids. Gene Ontology annotation, molecular function: nucleic acid binding; 3'-5'-RNA exonuclease activity. NCBI's taxonomy places the organism in Eukaryota, Metazoa, Chordata, Lepidosauria, Squamata, Colubridae. The transcript has 3 exons. The record is from RefSeq and is a predicted model, not a curated record.
GGCAGCCAUGCCGACCUGCCCGUCUCCUCCUGCAGCCGGAGCCCUCUAGAGAGCCGCUUGCAACUGUCCUUGCUGAUCCGGUGCCUCCUGCCUGGGCGCCAUGUCGGACAUCCUGCUCAACCUGGACACGGUGCUCUCCCAGCCGCCCCAGAAGAGCUCCGGGGGCAACAAGAAGCACCAGCGCUUUGUCAAACGCCGUCAGUUCCUGGAGCGGAAGGGCUUCCUGAAGCAGAAGCAGCUGCCCUUCCAGCCGACCCUGCCCAGGCGGGAUGCCUCACUCGGCUGCUCCGCGGGACCCGACCGGGCCAAGAAGAAGCAGAGAGUGGAGGCAAAAGAAGGCAGCAAAGCCUUACCGGAGGAGGGGCCCCCUUGCCGACUCAAAAGGUCGCCCAAGGAGAGCUCUGGUUCAGGUGCUGUGGGUUCUGCAUCCCGCACCUCCAGCUCCUCACUGGCUGCGGCGGCCUCCAGGAAAACUGGGUGCGGUGCUGAGAAGCCCAACGGGACCCUCUGCAGCCGGGGGGAUGUUUCCCGAGCAGGCCUGUUGAAUGAAUUCAAGAGUGGCCUCCCUGACGCGCCGGUGCUAGCCAAGCCCAGCAAAAUGGUGGCCAUUGACUGUGAAAUGGUGGGCACCGGGCCCGGUGGGCGCAAUAGUGACCUGGCUCGAUGCAGCGUGGUUGGCUACUAUGGUGAUGUGAUGUAUGAUAAGUACAUCCGUCCCCUGAGCCCCAUCACCAAUUACCGGACUCGGUGGAGUGGCAUCAGGCACCACCACAUGAGAGACGCCGUCCCCUUCAAGUUAGCCCAGAAAGAGAUUCUUAAGCUUCUCUCGGGGAACAUUGUCAUUGGCCACGCAAUCCACAACGACUUCAAAGCCCUCAAAUAUUUCCACCCCAAAUCCUUGACCAGGGACACUUCAAAAAUCCCCCUGCUCAAUCGGAAGGCUGGCUUUCCCGAGAAUGAGUCAGCCUCCCUGAAGCGACUCACCAAGCAGCUCCUGCACCGAGACAUUCAGGUUGGUCACAACGGACACUCGUCAGUCGAAGAUGCCAGGGCCACCAUGGAGCUGUACAAGGUGAUUGAGGUGGAGUGGGAGAGGCACUUGGCCACCUCCUCCCUCCAGGAUGGACCGCCGGGCACCACGUGACGGCCCUUGGCCAAGAGCCAGCUGGCCUGGACUUGACGGAGUGAGAGCUGCAGAUGCUGCAGAAGCUUUUGGAGGGGGGGGCAGAGGAGGGGAAGAAGC